AAAUGUCAAAACACAUUUAAAAACACGUUCCAUUUCGUUUUCCCAUUAUCAAAGUAACAUCCUAGAGUUCUUGGUCCUCAUGCCCGUAUUUCCUAACCUGCUCUAUUCCAGAUUGUCACUCGUUCAUUUCAUCAGAUCAUAUGCAACAGUAGAUAGAACCAACUUGUACAAGCUACUGGCGAAAAUGCCCAAAGAACCGAAACACAUCGCUGAAGCGCAGAAACAGAGGAACAAAAUAAAAGAAAAAUACGCCAAAUAUGUGCCAGGGAAAGUUACACUUCAAGUCUUGGGCACAGGGGCCAAAGGGGCACCCAGAGCUCUCUACAUGUUCUCAGAUCAGUCCAGGUAUUUAUUUAAUUGUGGGGAAGGCACACAAAGACUGGCACAUGAACAUAAAAUGAAACUUGCCAAGUUGGAGCAUAUUUUUAUCACACAACCAGUUUGGAAAAAUAUUGGUGGCUUGCCUGGUACUGCGCUGACUAUUCAAGAUGUUGGAGUGCCAGAAAUUACUUUACAUGGACCAAGAGGAUUGGAAGAGAUUUUCUUUGCCACAAAGAGAUUUGUAGUGAUUAGAGAUUUAAAAAUUAAAAUGGCUGAUUGUUCAGAACAUACAGUUUUUGAAGAUAAUGUGAUGAAAGUAACUUAUGUGCCUCUAAUUAGAUCUGAAGAAGUUUUACCAGAUAUACAAGAGGAGGAUGAGGAAAACUCCUUUGGUGUCCAAGUGGGCACAUCUGAAACUUGUGAUGCAAAUACGUCAACGAGAUGCGAGAAGAAAAGAAGGCGCUCAAGAAGCAAAAAUAGAGAAGAAACAGAAGUCGACGACACGGAUUAUUACGCACACGAACGUAAGAGAACUAGAAAAAGAAGUCGUAACCGAUCCCGAUCCAGAUCCCCCUCCAUUGAGAGUGGUUUGAGAACGAUGGGAGGUGGCGGUAUGACGGAAGAAGUGGAGGCGAUACUGGCUGAGACGAAAGAAAAAGGAGUUUCAAUGUGUUAUGUAUGCAGACUUCAGCCCAGGCCAGGUGCUUUGAAUCUGAACGAGUGUGUGAAAAUGGGCGUUCCACCCGGUCCUUUGUUGGGCAAACUGAAAGCAGGGGAAGAUGUCGUCUUGCCUAAUGGCAAAACCGUAUCCUCGAAGGAUGUCUGCGAGCCGGACGACCCUGGACCUGUGUUUUUAGUUGUGGAUUGUCCGUCUGUGGAGUAUUUGGAUUCGCUGGUCGGAAAUCCUGUUAUGUUGAAUCACCAGAAACAGGCAAAGAGAGAUGAGGAUUUAGCUUAUUUGGUUGUCCAUUUUACCCCUAAAAAUGUGAUGGACCAUCCUAGAUACAAAGCUUGGAUAGAUGAUUUUUCACCAAGCACAAGUCAUUUAGUGUUAAAUGAGAGUAACAAUUGUAUGGGAAGUUUGUCAGUGCACAGGAUACAACAUAAACUUAAUUUACUCUCUGAAGACCUAUUUCCACUUCUCGGAGAUGAUGGUACCGAAAUUGUGGAUACAGGAACAAACGUUCAUCAAAAUAAAAAGUUAAAAAGCAACGACUGUGAGAGGGAUGCAAUGGAAAAGUUGUCCGUUAAAUCAAGACCUAACACACCAUCUGAACCAUACAUUUUUGCAAAUACAUUCUACAAUUUUCAUUUGAGACCUAAAAAAGGUUUGGACAGUUCGGCUGAAUUAAAAAUAAUACCGUCAGAUUAUAUUGAAGAAACGAUGAGUUUAGAAAAUUUCCCUGAAACGUUACAAGAAUUAAAACAGAAAUGGAGCACGGCGAAAAAGGAGCUUGCGCAAACGGUCAACGUCCGGCCCUACCCGAGAAUCUUGUUCCUGGGCACCGGGUCGUGCAUCCCAAACAAAACGCGCAACACCAGCGGCAUCCUGCUUGAAACCGACGUUGGAAACGGUAUGCUUUUGGAUUGUGGCGAAGGAACUUACGGACAAAUAGUUAGAUUUUACGGAAAGAACAAGUCGGAUGAAAUUCUGGCCAAUAUAAAUGCGAUUUACGUAUCGCAUUUGCACGCUGAUCACCAUAUCGGACUGUUAGGGGUGUUACAAGGUCGACGCAGGGCGUUAAAUAACUUAAACAGGGAAAAAGGUCCGUUGCUCCUUUUGGCACCGAGACAAAUAUUAGCCUGGUUGCAGUUCUACGACCGAUAUUUUGAGAACAUCCGAAAUGAGUUCCAGUUAAUUCCUAACGGAGAUAUGAUAUACACACAAAAAAACACAGCGAGUUUUCUACAUUCAAAAGUGUUGGACGAAUUGAAUAUGGAUGACAUAAGUACUUGUCUAGUAAGACAUUGUCCGAACGCAUUUGGUAUUUCAUUAACACAUAAAAAUGGUUAUAAAAUUACCUACUCAGGUGAUACAAUGCCCAGUGAUAGUCUAAUUGAGUUGGGUAAAAAUUCCGACUUAUUAAUUCACGAAGCCACGAUGGAAGAUGAGCUAGCGCAGGAAGCUUUAGUAAAGCUCCACUCCACAACGUCGCAAGCGAUAGAAGUAGGCAAAAAAAUGAACGCAAAACACAUUCUGUUAACACAUUUCAGUCAAAGGUACGCUAAGUUGCCCCGCUUUAACGACAACUUUGCAGAAAAUGUGGGCAUUGCGUUCGAUAAUAUGCAUAUUAAAAUGGACGAAUUGCCGUUAGUGCCUGUGUUGUAUCCUGCCUUGAAACUAAUGUUUGCUGAACAUUACGAAGAACUGGAGCAUAAAGCUGUGAAAAGACAAUUAAGGAUGGAGAGAGAAAGAGAGGCGUCUCUGGAAAGGAAAAAGACAAAUGUACAGAAUCUUGGUGGUUGAAUAAAUUUUAUUCAUUAA
Aethina tumida (small hive beetle) is the source of this 2806-nucleotide messenger RNA. Its product is annotated as ribonuclease Z, mitochondrial. Gene Ontology annotation, cellular component: mitochondrion. The record is from RefSeq and is a predicted model, not a curated record. Gene Ontology annotation, biological process: mitochondrial tRNA 3'-end processing. The transcript has 11 exons. Gene Ontology annotation, molecular function: 3'-tRNA processing endoribonuclease activity. The coding region runs from base 80 to 2788 and encodes 902 amino acids. NCBI's taxonomy places the organism in Eukaryota, Metazoa, Arthropoda, Insecta, Coleoptera, Nitidulidae.